Messenger RNA from Oryzias latipes (Japanese medaka), 3501 nucleotides. Its product is annotated as doublesex- and mab-3-related transcription factor A1. The record is from RefSeq and is a predicted model, not a curated record. Lineage: Eukaryota; Metazoa; Chordata; Actinopteri; Beloniformes; Adrianichthyidae. Gene Ontology annotation, molecular function: RNA polymerase II cis-regulatory region sequence-specific DNA binding; DNA-binding transcription factor activity, RNA polymerase II-specific. Gene Ontology annotation, biological process: regulation of transcription by RNA polymerase II; sex differentiation. Gene Ontology annotation, cellular component: nucleus.
UCUCCGUAAGGAAAAACUCCUCCAAUCAUCAAUAAAUGUCCUCUAUCAUCAAAAAAAAAGACCAUGUUAAAACACCAAAAGUACUAUUGUCAUCAGAGGGUCUUUAAACUAAACACGCAGCCACCCUGAUGUCUCGUUUUGGCUGAUUGAGCGAUGUCCAACAGAAAAACCAUUGGAAACAAUUUAUCCAUCAUUGCAGACACUGGAACUCACAGCUGAGAUAAACGCAAGCUCAUGAAGACGGAUGCUACCUUCUUUCUUUUUUAAUAAAUAGAAAAGUAAAUAGAAGAACAUGUUUGCUAUUCUUCAGAGAUCAUAAAACACAAGAGAGUGACGCGUGAAGGCCUGGACUGUCAGUAAAGUUUCCUUUCGUUCUGAGGAAAUCUCGGUGAGACUCCUGUAACCGGAUGCCGCUUGAAUGAGGAGAAGUGAACGUAACAUGUGACAAGGUGUGAUUAGCCAUUCAGCAUUCUCACUGGGUGUUAGUUGGCAGAUGGGUCUUUUGUGGAGGUAAUUUGCUCAACGGAAUAACCAGGUUGAUGAUUAUAUGUUGCUUUGAGAGCAUUUGUUGUGUUAAAAAGAAAAACAUCCAAACAGUAAAUUUUCAGGGAAGCCAGAAAAAAAAGAGAAGGUAAUUGUUUGGAGGAUUAGCCUGUUUUUGUUUUUUGCAUUUAUUUGGUUUUUAUUUUUGUAAAUCACAAUGAUUGUUUUGUGACACUGUUGUCAUAGUAACCUAAAUCUUUUGUGGCAAAUCCUGAUUCAGUGCAGGUAAAAGGUGUCUUGGCAGGCCUCAUGUUUUCUUACACAUAAGUUCAGUUGCAUCAGAUUAGACCACUGUUCAUCCUGGCUGCAAAGAGGAAAAAAAAACAUGAUAGGGUUUUAAAGAAGCCUGAGUGGAAGGGGGUGUGGCAGGGGUGUUGGAUUUCCUCUUGAACCACCUGGUGAGGAGACACUUAAGGCGCGCCAUUGCGCACGCUCUGGUCAGUGCGCAGAACAAAGUAGGUUUGGCUCCACUGAACUGAACUGAGGAGACGUUCCUGUUUCCAGCGUCUCUGGUGAUGGAAAGCAGGAUCCGGCCUCUGGAGCUGUCCGCGCACGCGGUCAGCCCGCUUGGAGGGCUGCAGGUGCCCUCCUCCCUGCUGCGCCCGCCGUCCCUCUUCCUGCGGGCGUGCAACCCCGCGCUGGAGCGCGGGUACCCGCGGACCCCGAAGUGCGCCCGGUGCAGAAACCACGGCGUGGUGUCGGCGCUGAAGGGCCACAAGCGCUUCUGCCGCUGGAGGGACUGCGUGUGCGCGAAGUGCACGCUGAUCGCGGAGAGGCAGCGGGUGAUGGCCGCGCAGGUGGCGCUGAGGCGGCAGCAGGCUCAGGAGGAGAGCGAGGCGCGGGACCUGCGCCUUCUGUACCCGGCCUCCGGGAUCGGAGUGCCUGCAGGGAGUCCUCAGGGGUCACCAGUGGGCGCCGAAGUCCCGGCAUCCUCCAGUAACCCCGCAAAUGUCUCCUGUUUUGACGUUUUUGGAGCGCAGAACCCCAAAGAAGAUGAUAAAGUCCACAAAUAUAACUUUAACAAUGGAUACAUGGGCAGGCCGCUUUUUGCGCCUCAUGGCGCACGCGUGCCCUCUCCCAGUGACGGGAGGGAGCCGUCCCCGCGUCGGGACAGCGCCGCUUCCCCUUCCGCGGACAGUAAAAGUCCAUCCCCGGCCCGUGAUCGGCUUUCGAACCACACGCCGAGCCCGCAGAGGCCCGCGUCCUCCUCGGAUCCAGAAUCGGGAAACGAGUCCGAGAAAGCCAAGGAAUACCAUCCCGAGCGAGACCCCACCGACAUCAUGGCCAGGAUCUUCCCCCAUCAGAAGAGAGACACCCUGGAGACUAUGGUGAAGACGUGCAAAGGUGACAUUGUCAAGUCCAUCGAGUUGGCUUUAAGCUCCAAAGACUCCAGCGGCGCGUCUCCGUCACCGGGAGCGCUCCAGGGCGCGCUCCGCUCCCCCGUUGGAGCACCCGGGAUCAAGUCUGCCUUCUCCCCGCUUCACAGCCCCUCCAUCCCUGCAGCAGAGGGCCUGUACGGGCUCAGUCCGCGCCUCGGCGUGAGUCCCCUGCGCCUGGCCUACUCCUCUGCAGGCGGCGGCGUGGCCGGGUUCAUGUCUCCCUACGUGACAUCGGGACUCAUGCCCCUGCUGACCCUGCGGCCGCCCCUGGACCCGCACGCCUUCCCGGGCGUGAUCCGAGACCUUUCCUACAUUCAGAGCAAAGAGCCUCUGUGCAACGCAGGUUUUUACGCACGAUUUAGUAACGACAAAUAACACGAUGAGGACGUUUCCUCUUUUUAAAGUGCCUCAAACAUUGUUGGAUUUGUUGACAUCCCACUGAUAUGUUUUGUGUUAAUCUUAGGUUAACAAUAUUUUUGCAAAUAAUAAACAAAAUUUUGAGUUUUCUUUUAAAUGUAGAAUUUGUUAUAAGUUUGAUAGUUUAUCACAACAAUCUUGAAAAGUGAUUCAUUUCAAGACACACAAAAAAAAAUCAAAGAAGCAUGAAGCAACAAUUAUUUUAUUUAUUUCUAGUUUUUUAUUUUAUUGGUAACUAUUACAUUACAUUACAUUUAAAGUGCCUCAAAACGGGUUGCAUUCUGUCAAUAUUCCACUCAUCUUUUUUUCAAUGUUAGCUUAUUUUUUGUUCUGCAAAUAAUAAUCAAAACUUUGAUUUUUUUUGGUAGAAUUUGUUAUUGUUUUGGUACUUUUAAAAAAUAAAAUCCUGAAAUGUUUUUUUUAAGCAUUGAUUGUAAAUGUGAACUGGACUGAGUGACUCCUCCCCCUGACAUUCCAAACAGGAAGUACCGUCUGGUUCCAUGAAGCCAAAAUAUCAUAGACUUCUAUUGAGAAAUAAAUCGCCAUUACUCAGUCACUCUAUUUAUCAGAAUAACAAUUCUUGAGCUACAAAAACAAUUCUUGAUAGCUUUUUAAAAGAUUUUUUCUUUUGCCUUUUCUGAUUUAUGUUUAAUUUUUUCAACUUUCUUUCACGUUAUAAACAGCCAACUAUAUGCCUCAAUAAAAGUAGGUGGUCUCUCAUCGAAAUGUUUGAUUGACAGAUUUUGUGUAGCUCGCUUUCAAGUCCUCUAACUAGCUCACUCAGACUGACUCGGACCAAUGAUUGCUUACUGGCCCCAACAUGGCAACAACUGUGUUGCAAAAAAUUGUGGCUAAAUUGAUGUUAUUUAAUUGUAGCUGGAAGUAAGCCCCAUUCAAUGGGUGAUGUCACAUUCACGCAGUCCAAGUCUCAUUGUUUGGUACUUUUAUUUUAAAAAAUUGUGAAGUGAUUUGAGACCACAGUUAAAAAUAAGAAAGAUAAUAGCAUUUCUUUUUGUUUGGAUAGAUAAUCUGUAUGGUGUUUAUUUAUUUUUUUAUUCUUUUUUUUGGUGGAAAUUAUAGUCUUUGACAUUAGUCUAGAAAAAGAAAAAAUAAUAAAAACAACGUUGUAAACCCAUUAAAUUCAUCUUGUCUUUUGUGAAAA